AUGUCGUUCGGUGGAUUUGGUGGCUCGAAUACCUUCGGGCAAAACACUCAGCAGCAAAGCUCUGGCUUUGGUGGCUCGGGAUUUGGAGGAUCAGGUACCACCGGAGGAUUCGGAAGUAACACGACUGCAUUUGGUGCUGCCAAUACCGGAACUGGGGGAAGUGUAUUCGGGAGCAACACAUCAGGAGGCUUCGGCUCCGGCGGAGCUUUCGGUAGUAACCAGACGCAAACAAACUCCCUUUUUGGUGGCAACAAACCAAGUGGCUUUGGCUCUACGGCCACUACUGGAGGAAGUCUCUUUGGCAGCAAUACCGCCACAACAACAUCGAGUGGAUUUGGGUCGGGAGGUUUUGGAUCCACGGGCACUGGUACCACUGGUGCAUUCGGCAGCAACACCGCCGCAAAUGCCAAUCCUUUUGGAGCAAAACCAGCUUCUGGUUUCGGCACUACUACUACCACUCCUAGCACAGGCUUUGGCGGCACUGGAGGUGGUUUUGGUCAGACGACAGCCCCUGCUUUUGGAGGUGGAGCUGGCGCCGGUACUGCCUUUGCCGGUCAGACACCAGCCCCAGAAGGAACAGCAAAUCCCCCUUUCAAUCCAGUGACGGAGAAGGAUCCAAACUCGACCACAAACAAUGUCUACCAGAGCAUAUCAUAUAUGCCACCUUAUCAGCGCUACUCCUUUGAAGAACUUCGCUUAGCAGACUAUCAGGCUGGCCGCCGUUUCGCAAAUGCAAGCGGUCAACCAGGCGCUUUUGGUGCUCCAGCAUUCGGUGGAUCAGGCUUUGGUCAACCAGCCACUGGAGCCUUUGGAACUACUGGCGGUGGUUUCGGUACAGCUGCUACUAGUGCCCCAGCAUUUGGCGCUCAAACACAGACCACCACUGGUGGAUUCGGCACUAACACAACCCAGACUAAUUCUCUGUUUGGACAAAAACCAGCAACCUCUUUGUUUGGAGGUAACACCACCGCUACUACCCAGCCAAGUCUCUUUGGAGGUACUACAGCUACUACAGGUGGCUUUGGCGCCGCCAACACUACCAACACCACGAGCACAGGCUUUGGGGGAAGCUCGUUGUUUGGAAACCAGCAACAGCAACAAAAGCCUGGCUUGUUCGGUAGCCAGACUCCUGCUACUACUACUACUACGGGUGGUUUUGGAAGUACUCCUGGCUUCGGAACAAACACAAAUGCUACUUCCACGACUACUCCUUUUGGAAGUUCUAAUACCACUACAGGCUUCGGAAAUGCCCAGCAAACCGGAACUACUUCUGCUUUUGGCGGUGGCUUUGGCCAACAGGCCCAAAACCAGGCUAAACCCGGCCUCUUUGGAAACACUCAACAGCAGCAAGGUGGAACAGGGCUGUUUGGGGGGAGUGGGACUACAGGCACGUCUCUCUUCGGAAAUACUCAACAACAACAGCCACAGGGUACAUCACUCUUUGGAGGAGGUCAACCUCAACAGACCGGCGGCACUGGCCUUUUCGGCGGCGCUCAACAACAGCAAGAGCAAAAACCUAGUCUCUUUGGCGGUCUGGGCACUAAUACGACGACAACUACUGGUACUUCUGCUUUUGGCGGCUUGGGUGGCAAUCAACCUGCUCAAACUGGAACGACCAGCCUGUUUGGCAGCAAUCAGGCCCAGCAGCAGCAAAAACCCAGUUUAUUCGGGAACACCGGCGGAACUUCAUUGUUUGGUGGAAGUGCAACCGCCCAGCCAACCGGAUCUCUCUUUGGAGGCCAGACACAGCAACAGCCAACAGCCGGCUUUGGUACAAGCAUGUUUUCUACAUCUCAACAGAACCAACAGCAACUGCCGGCUCAACAGCAGGCACAGGCUCCAGCUCCGGGAAGUUUCCAAGCUUCACUUCUUGAAGGCAAUCCGUACGGCAACCAAUCCAUUUUCUCGGGUUUGCCUGGUCAGAACGCCCCCAGUCCGGGUCCUCUUGCCACUCCUCUAUCAGCCAGCAUGAGACAGAAGCAGCGUACUCCUCUUCCAAUUUAUAAAAUAACACCCAAUGCUGCCAACCGCCUUAUUACUCCUCCUCGACGCCAAGGAUAUGGCUUCUCGUACUCCACAUAUGGAAGUCCGGCAAGUGCUUCGAGCGUUUCUAGUUUCAACGGAAGCUUGCUUGGUAGCACCAGCCUCCGCGGAGGUAAUGUCAAUGGCAGCUUUGGACGUAGCUUUGGAAAGAGCUUCUCCACCAGCAAUCUUCGCAAGUCAUUUGAUCCCGACAGCGACAGUGUCCUCGCUCCAGGCGCUCUCACAGGCUCCGCUUCUCGCUACUCCAGCGGCAGCUUGAAGAGGCUGACUAUUGAUCGAAGCUUGAGAAAUGAUCUCUUCCAGCGCCCUUCUGCAUCGCCAGCGCCAAUCACCAACGGCGAGGAUGCAGCACAGUCUCCCGACAAACUCAAGAAACGUGUUAGCUUCGAGGCGCCAACUAAUGGAGCUUUGGUUCGUGCUGAGACAGAAAGUGCUGAACCUACCGCCGAAGAACUUGGCUUUCUACGCUCCAUUCGCAAGGGCGAGCAGGUCAACGGCACGAAUGGAACUGCUUUGGGUAAAGCCAAGAAACCGGAAAUGGAACAAGCCCGUGUGAGCGAACUUGCUGUUGUACCAGAAGCUGGUGUACCAACAACAAAUGGAACCUCAAAAACCGGUGUCACCGUCGACCCCCAACCUGGCGAAUACUGGAUGAAGCCCUCUCGGGCUGAACUGAGCAAGAUGUCACGAGACCAGCUCAAGCACGUUGAAGGCUUCACUGUCGGUCGGCAAAAAUGUGGUCAAGUUACAUUUGAUCGCCCGGUUGAUCUUACUACUAUUGAUCUAGACAACGUUCUCGGCGGUAUUGUGCAGAUCACCGUUCGCUCCAUCACUGUCUACCCGGAUGAAGCGACGAAACCCCCUCGCGGCAAAGGUUUGAACGUGCCUUCAACCCUACGAAUUGAGAACUCUUGGCCUCGUGGAAGAGAUCGCAAGACUUCUUCAAGCAUCAUCAGCGGUCCACUUUUCGACAAGCAUGUUGACCGCCUCAGCAAGGUGACUAACACUGAGUUUGUGACCUAUGAGAAAGAUACCGGUAUCUGGGUUUUCCGCGUUGCUCAUUUUACCACAUAUGGUCUUGAAUAUGAAGACGAUGAAGGUGAGAGCCUCAACCAAAGCACAUUGAGUGCGGGCCCUGACACUCCGACUCCGAAGGUUCGGCGAGAUGCAGGAGAUCGAACCGCCGAGACCACUGUUAACUCCGAGUUCGAUUCGACUAUUUCGUUCGACGAUUCCAUUGCUGACGACACAUUCGAUUUUAAGAAGCGUAAAUUGGUACCUGGGGCUUUUGGACUCGAAGAAGGAGGAAUUGAGGAUGAGGAGAUGAGUUUGGCGGAAGAAGACGACGAUGGAUCUACGGUGGAGAACGACAUUACUGGCUCGGUUUCCUUGCAAGACGUUGACGACGUUACUGAAAGUAUUACUUCUGAUGUAUCUAUUGAUGAUGGGGAUAUGGAGAUGGCGGGUUCUUUUCCCGUACCUCGUGGUGAUGAUGAAUCUGAAGAUUUGACCGAUAUUGCACUGCGCACCUCGCAUUGGGGAACCCCCUCGAAGCCAAGCCUCGACCUUAGUGGUGAUUGGGCCGACCAGCUACAACGAACAAUCAGUCCGCGAAAACAGAACCGUGACUUGUUGCGAGAGAAGCAGGCCGACGCUUUUGUCGACAGAAACUCACCAAACAAAAGACCCGAAUCACGCGCGACCACUGCUGGCAAGACGAAGUCUAUUACUUCGAGCAUCGAUUUGAUGAAUUCGCUCUUUGCGCACAAGGGUGUUCAAGCAGGAUCACUAGGGAAGAAGCAGAAAGGACAAUUGAAGGCUUUUGAGUUGUCUCAUACGAAAACGCCGAAGACUUUUGCAAGCAGUUCUUUUGAACUGUCUUCUGACGAAGCCGCUUUUCAUCGUACACGCAAACCUCGUUGGGCAAAUAAGGAUGCUUUGGUGAUGAUCAAUGAUGGUCACAGUAAGGUUCAAAGUUCGGAUCAGCCUUGGUCAAGCGGUAUCUCUCUUGGCGAGAUUGACGUACUUAGAUUUGCCGAUGCUGCAGAGUCAAUCGAUGUUCUAGAAGCCCAGCGGCGCCAGUCCUCAAUUCGUCUCAUUGACAGCGCACCAUCUGCUCGUAUCAACAGUUUCGACUUUCGAUCAUUUGUGCAAUCUUCUACUGGGCCUGAGCGAUACGUCUGGCAGCUUGUCAAUAUUCUUUUCAACGAUGAGAUUGAAGAUGAUAUCUCGGCUGGCGUACCGCCACAACUUCGCAACAACUUCUUGCAUCGUAUCAAGAAGGACCGUCUUAGUCGACUUUGGGAAAACAUUGUUCGAGAGAAGCACGGUGAAGAUGUGGGAAAUCUUGUUCUUCCUGAAGAAGUAGCUAUUGCCUACCUCACGCAACAUCGUGUUGAAGAUGCGUGCAAGAUCCUCGUGGAUAGCGGAGAUCUUCACCUAGCGACCAUGCUUGCUCAAAUUGGCCGAGACAGUGUUAUUCGAAGCAACAUGCAAAAACAGGUUGAAUCAUGGCGUCAACACAAUGUCUACUCCGAGUUCAGCGAGCCAAUCCGGGCUUUGUAUGAAUUACUUGCAGGCAACGCUCUUAGGUCGAUUGGUCGCUCCUCAGGCGCCCUUGAAGACCGCGCGUCUACCUUUACACUCUCAGAGCGAUUCGAGCUUGACUGGAUUCAAGCUUUUGGCUUGCGGCUAUGGUACAGCAUCACGGAAGACGAGCCUCUUGAGGUUGCUGUUGCACGUUUCUUCGAAGAUAUCACCACAGGUGACGAACCAGCAUUCCCGUUCCCGGCACACUUGGAACAAGAACUCGCUGGGUUGCAUCAAAACGCCAACUCUCGUUUCUUGGAGUCUCCUCUUUGGGUCAUAUUGAAAGUCUAUGCUGCUACGACAUCGACGAAUGUGGCUUCUGAUUUGAAAGUCAAUCUUCCUGAUGCGAUAUCACCAGAAGCCGUGUCUGGUAAUCGGCUGUCGGGCCGUUUGUCAUUCCAGCUACAUCAAGCCCUUGUCACCAUAGUCGGCCAGAACGAUAGGGUUGCGAUUGAUAAAGCUCGCACGGAUCAACUCACUUGGAGCUAUGCGUCGGAAUUGGUCGCUUCCAAUGCCAUGGAGCCAGCCCUUUUUGUCUUGCUUCACUUGUCACGGGCUGGUGACAGAGAACAUGCCAUUAAAGAAACCCUUGGCCAGUUUGCUGCUUCAUUACCAACUCCCUUGUCUCAAGAUGGCAAGCCUGACGAUGUAUGGAACUAUCUUGUUCAAGCCUUGCAACUACCCGAAUCAUGGAUUUGGGUCGCCAAGGGAUUAUACGCCCGGUACAGCGGUGACUUUGCCAAUGAAGUCGGCUAUCUCAUUCGCGCCAAGAACUGGAACGAGGCACACUCGACAUUAUGUCGUGUCGUGGGACCGCGAACCAUCAUCGAAUGCGACUGGAGUAUCUUGAGUCAACUGCUAAACGGAUUUGGAGAAUCACCAGACCGAAAAGUGCGUGGUUGGAGUAGUGGAGGAGCCGUGUAUGAGGAUUACUUGCGACUCGUUACGGCGCAGGGGCCACGAGAUACGAAUGUGCUGAAACGUCUGAUUGCAUCGUUGGGUUUCAUGGGCGAGAAGAUUAAGCAGACUUCUGGCCUGGAAGGGUUGGAGGAACGUGUUGCUUUUAUGGAGAUGAGCCGUGUUGUUGCGGGAUGGAGUGCGCGGGAGGAAGACGGCGUGGAGUUGUCUGCUAUUCUUAGGUUGCCUUUGACAGGUGAUGCAAGGGUAGCACAUACAGCUGAGAUUGGCCGUCGCUACUACAGCAUGGUCAUGGCUACUGCUCAUUAG
Talaromyces marneffei is the source of this 5859-nucleotide messenger RNA. RefSeq lists its product as uncharacterized. The record is from RefSeq and is a predicted model, not a curated record. Gene Ontology annotation, cellular component: nuclear pore; nuclear pore cytoplasmic filaments. Bases 1 to 5859 code for a protein of 1952 amino acids. Gene Ontology annotation, biological process: protein import into nucleus; RNA export from nucleus; post-transcriptional tethering of RNA polymerase II gene DNA at nuclear periphery. Lineage: Eukaryota; Fungi; Ascomycota; Eurotiomycetes; Eurotiales; Trichocomaceae. The transcript has 6 exons. Gene Ontology annotation, molecular function: structural constituent of nuclear pore.